AUGCCGAGUGCUCUGCAAACAAUCACCGGCCAUGAAGAUAUUGACCUUUUCGAUGAAGGGUUUGGUGGACGGAUGCGCCUGACAGAACGCUACGGCAGGAAUCCAAACCCCACUGCUGGGUCGCCCCGUUAUGACUUUAAAGAUCUCGCAUCGGCGGCAAACGACAAGACAGGCUGGUCUGGACGAUCCAGACCACUAUCUAUGCCGUCCAUCCCAUCGACGUUGCGCCCGGAGCAGAUCGAUCAGGAGCCAGGGGUAUCCCACCUUGGGGACAUGCAACAAACCUGGUACAACACCCAACCAAGUUCUCCAACCAGUAGUCCGAAUACGGGUCUCUACAAUGGCAACCCAUUUGCCAGCUCAUCGGGAAUAUGCUACGACUCUAUGUGGUCGACCACUCGAGCGAUUUCUUAUAAUAGCUUGGGUGCCCUGAGUGGAGUAGAUGAGUAUAGGUGCGUGCCCACUAUGCGUCGUUAA
Molecule: messenger RNA, 477 nt
Organism: Aspergillus melleus
Lineage: Eukaryota; Fungi; Ascomycota; Eurotiomycetes; Eurotiales; Aspergillaceae
Exons: 1
Coding region: 1-477 (158 amino acids)
Source: RefSeq, a predicted model, not a curated record